GCUCUACUACAGUCCUACCCACCUCUUCGUAACCCUUACCUCACCCUAUCUCCAACCUGUCACCCCUUUAUAAUCUCUUCCUAGCUGUCCGCUCCUGUUGUCUUUCCUGUUUAUGGCGGACCAAUUGUCCGGUCAGCGUCUUCAACGCUGCUCCGAACAAACCGGUGGCUCUGGCAAACAUCGCCAGAGCAUUGCAGAAGAAGAAGAAGAAGGAGAAGAAGGAGAAGGAGAAGAAGAAGAAGGAGAAGAAGAAGAAGGAGAAGAAGAAGAAGAAGGAGACGAAGAAGAAGAAGGAGAAGAAGGAGAAGGAGAAGAAGGGGAAGAAGAAGAAGGGAGGAGGAGGAGGAGGAGGAGGAGGAGGUGUGGAGAAGAGAAAGGAGUUGUGGAGAAGGAGGAGGGGAGGGGGGUCGUGAGCGUUGUGACUCGUGAUGGACACGUCGGGGGGGGCAGACAUGGGAUCUCCCAAUGGGUGGGAUCCGUUGAUGGUGUGAGUAUCGGUAGUCGCACGUGGCAGCAGUGUAAGCAUCGCCGGAGUAGUCGGCUUCAGCAUAGUCACACGUGGCAGCAGCAGCGUAAGAAGCAUCGACGGAGUCAUGGGCUUCAGCAGUGUCGAGGACAUGAGGGCUGGGCGCUUCAGCAGACACGGAACGACUUUCUCUGUCCGCAGGUAUCUGGCCAAUCGGAAGACCAGGUGCGUCGUCAGCACCCAAGUCAUCAUCAGCAGUGGCCACCACUGGUGGUUUCAAGUCAGAUCCCGACCGCAGGUAUGGAGAAAGGGAUCCCGACCGCAGGUAUGGAGAAAGGGAUCCCGACCGCAGGGAUGGAGAAAGGGAUCUCGACCCCAGGGAUGGAGAAAGGGAUCUCGACCGCAGGUAUGGAGUCUGCUAAGCAGAGCAAACAGUCAGGAGAACGUCAAUUGCCGCAGGUGACGUCAGAAGGGUCCGAGGUGCCACGUCAGCAUUUACGCCCACCAAGCAGGCGGCCAAUCCGCUACACACCUCGGCCACUUCGCCAGCAGCUGCUGGAAACUUCACAGAGGUUUCCUCAGUACAAUGACGACGAUGAUGAUUGGCAGCAGCAGCAGCAGGAUGGUCGCAGAGCUCGGAUCGUCUAUAAACCCAUCAAUAAGCAGAGGCUGCGCCAUCUUCGACAUCAGAAGCAGAUGGAAGAGGUCCUGAUGAAUCAGCGUCUUCUUGAGCAGCGGUUUCAGCAGCGCCAACAACAGCAGCAUCGGAAUGCAAGCGAGACAAUGGACCAGGAGGAGGAGGAGGAGGAGGAGGAGGAGGAGGAGGAGGAGGAGGAGGUAAUUGAAGAAGGAGGUCCCGACAGUGGUCGUGGCAUUGCAGUGACUGGCAGUCAGAUGCACGUGGGACCAAGAACGUAUGUGUCCUUCUCGGGUUCCAAUUCGGCGAGGGCACAGGAUGGAGAAAGGAAUCUAGACGGAGAGGGAGGUCAGAUACGGAAAGAUGGGGAAAGAAAUCUGGAAGAGUGGGAAGGUAAGAGACGCGUGGAGGGCAGAGAGCAAGUCAGGACUGGUUCCUUAGGAUCCAUUGGACGUGGGGAAACAGGGUUGCAGAAUGUGGAUCGUGUUUUGCAAGUCAUCCGAGGCAUGGAGAACCCCGCCGUCGAGGAGAUAUCUGAAGCUAUGGCGACAUGGCAGGGCGUGCUUCGCCUUCGAGAGCUGGAGCUUGUCUUAAAGAGUCUGCGUGGAUGGAAAGCGGUUGCUGGUUUCUUUGCAUGGAUGUCCGUACAACGGUGCUUCAGGCCAAAAGCACAACUGUUUAAUUACGUGAUUAAGGCGGCUUUGCAGUCGCGUAAGUGGCGUGCUGCUGAUGACCUGCUGACCAAGAUGGAGAGUCUCGGAGUGUCACGAGACGCUCACACCUGUGCUAUCUUGAUAAAGGGAUAUGCAGAGGCUGGACUUUGUGAAGAAGCAGUUCGAUUGUUCCACGACAUGAGGACACGCGGCGAUCCUGCUGAUGUUGUUGUUUAUGCCAUUGCCAUCGACGUCCUUGGCAGAUUGAAGAAGAUGGAUGAAGCAGAAGACACUCUUCUGGAUAUGGUCAGAAGAGGAAUCCAACCAGAUACCGUGGUCUUCAACACCAUGAUUGCUGGUUAUAAGAGAGCUGGUAACUUGGAGGGUGCAAAAAGGAUCUUUGAUGGGAUGGUGAUGCGUGAGGAUGCUGCUUCUGCCUUGCCUUCUUCUCCUCCUCCUCCUCCUCCUCCUCCUCCUCUUCCUCUUCCUCCUGCUACUGCUACUGCUGCUGCUGUUGCUGCUGCCACUGCUGCUGCUGUUGCUGCUAACGGUGCUGCAACUGUUCGUCCUAGUGAUCCUACUACCGGUCCUUCUGCUGGUCCUCCUGCUGGUCCACCCGCUGGUCCUACUACUGCGGGUCAUAAUGCUGUUGGUCCUGCUGGUCCUGCUUCUGCUGCUGCUGCUAAUACUGCCGGUCCUGCUGCUGGUCCUCUGGAUGGUCCUAGUGCUGGUCCCGCUGCGGCUGGUCGUCGUGCUGCUGGUCCUGCUGCUGGUCUCACUGCGGCUGGCCGUCAGGCUGUUGGCCUUGCGGCUGGUUCUCGUGGUGGUCCUACUGCGGCUGGUCGUCGGGCUGCUGGUCCUGCUGGUCCUGGUUCUCUGGCGGCUGCUGCUGCUGCUGUUGCUGCUGUGCCUGCUGUGGCUGCUGAUGUGUUCACUUAUACUACGAUGAUUGGUGCCUACGUGGAUGCGGAGAUGUGGGCCGAUGCCAUAGACACGUAUGAGGCAAUGAAAAGUGCAGGUCUUAGUGCGGACAGGGUGACGUGUAAUGUCAUGAUUGCAGCUUAUGGUCGCAUGGGACGUGUUUCUGAUGCCCUCACCCUCUUCUACCAGAUGCGAAGAGAAGGUCCCCUCCCCGACGUUGCAACGUUUAACACCGUUAUGGCAGUGUUCGGCUCUGCGGGGAAGGUGACCGAGGCUUGGCGCCUCUUCUGCCGCAUGCGGAACUCUGGCUGUGUGCCCACCAUCGAGUCUUAUAAUGUAAUGAUUUCUAUCUUCGAGAACCGUCGACAGCCGCUGCGGGCUGUCAAACUGUUCAAUGAGCUGUGCAGCUUGAAUUAUCGUCCUACUGCGAUAACCUACGCAUCGAUGGUGCGAGUUUACGCGCGCUUGCGCAGAACGAGCAAUGCUGUGAAUUUGUGGAAUGAGAUGAGAGCUGAGGGGCACGCUGUGGACUCGAAAACACUGCUAACGAUGAUUCGACUUUUUGAGCGUAUGGGAAUGUAUGGACACGUGGCACGGCUAGAAGAAGAGAUGCUGGCAUCAAAAUAUGAGACAAGGGAAAUCAACCCGUGGAGGGCGUUAUCUGCAUUUGGAGCUGCAGGACGGAUAGACAAAGCAGAGCGAAUGCUGAAUGCCCUGGAGGAGGAGGAGGAGGAUGGGGAGGAGGAGGAGGAGGAAAAGGAGGAGGAGGAGGAGGAGGCGGAAAAGGAGGAGGAGAAUCACGCCACCAAAGUACUUUUUCCAUCCCAUUGCAGUCGCAAUGUGGAUAAUAAUAAUAAUAAUAAUAAUAAUAAUAAUAAUAAUAAUAAUAGAAAUAAUAAGAUACUUGCAGUUGAAGGGGGAUCUGAGCUGUUGGAUCUGACGGCAGCGUACGAGAAUCUGCUUAGAAUGUAUGGUCGUGCAGGGCUUUACCACAAUGCGCUGCACAUAUACAGGAGGAUGAAGUACAUGUAUCUGAAAGUGAGUGAAGAGGUAGAGAAUUUGACACUUAGACACUAUUGGAAGGUAGGACAGCUUGACGAAGCCGAGAGAACUUUCCGUACCCUGCAGGCUGAACAGCCGGUGAGAAAGCCGUUGAAAUCGACAAUUACAAGACCGAUGUCGAGGAGAGGAGGAGGAGGAGGAGGACAUUGUGAUAACAGUCGCGAUGAGGGAAACGGGAGGUGGAUAAACUCCAACUUGGCACUGGAGAUGAGUGAAGCAUGGAGAAAACCACCUCCCAAAAGUAGUUAUUUCACAAUGGUUGAGCUGUAUGAGAAAGCAGGCAGGCUAUCUGAUGCUGCCGCUCUGUAUAAGGAAAUGCUUGAUGUUUAUGCGGACUGGUAGUUUUGAUUUGAGCGCAACUGAGAGUAUACCCACACUAGCACCUUCUUGCAUGUAUCUGACUGCAAUCACGGCCAGUCCUGGAUGUAUCAGACCGUAAUCACGUCCAGAGGUCAGUCAAAAAAGUCCUUGUGUGGUACGUCCUUACUUGCUGAUUUCAGUGAGUACACAGUACUACCAUCUUCAGGGAUAUAGAACGCCCGGUUAUUAUCGUUGUAUCUAGACUGAAAGCUGCAUCACAUACGGCUAUAAUGACCAGGCGGUGCACAACUGACCUCG
Messenger RNA from Chara braunii, 4357 nucleotides. The record is from the annotation of a GenBank genome assembly. Lineage: Eukaryota; Viridiplantae; Streptophyta; Charophyceae; Charales; Characeae.